UGGAGCGGGCGGCAGCAUGAGGAGCCUAGCCGGCGCGCGGGGCCAUGGCACUGCCGUGCCUCGUCCUCCUCGGGCUGGUCGUGCGCGCUGCCUCCGCUGAGCAAGUCAUUUUGCUGGAUUCUCAGGAAUCGCAAGCUGAACUGGGCUGGACGUCACACCCUUCCAAUGGGUGGGAAGAGAUCAGUGGGGUGGAUGAGAAGGACCGGCCCAUCCGCACAUACCAGAUCUGUAACGUCAUGGAGCCGAACCAGAACAACUGGCUGCAGACCACGUGGAUCUCUCGGCAGGGUGGCCAGAGGAUCUUUGUGGAGCUGAAAUUCACCCUCAGGGACUGCAACAGCAUCCCAGGGGUGGGGGGCACCUGCAAGGAGACCUUCAACCUCUACUAUGCAGAGUCCGACUCCAGCCUGGGCCCCAACAUCAGCGAGCAGAAGCACACCAAGAUAGACACCAUCGCUGCUGACGAGAGCUUCACCCAGGGGGAUCUGGGCGAGCGGAAGAUGAAGCUCAACGUGGAGCUGAGGGAGAUCGGGCACCUCGGCAAGAGGGGCUUCCACCUGGGCUUCCAGGAUGUGGGUGCCUGCGUGGCACUGGUGUCUGUGCGGGUCUAUUACAAGAAGUGCCUCUCCACGGUACGGAACUUGGCCGCCUUCCCCGACACGGUGGCGGAAGCUGCCUUUGCCACCCUGGUGGAAGUGAGGGGCGCCUGCAUCAACCACUCCGAGGUGGAGGCAGAUGGCCCUCCCAGGAUGCACUGCAGCGCAGAGGGGGAGUGGCUGGUCCCCAUUGGGAAGUGCACCUGCAGAGCUGGCUUUGAAGAAAAGGGCAGCAGGUGUCAAGCCUGCUCUCCUGGAUAUUACAAGAGGUCUGCUCGGAUUCUGCGCUGCUCUCCCUGCCCUCCACACAGCUUCACGCAGCAGAAAGGUUCCACAUUUUGCUUCUGCCAGGUGACCUACACCCGGGCCCCUUCAGACUUGCCGUCUGCACCCUGCACCCGACCCCCAUCGGCACCUGGGAACCUCGUCUACCGCUUGAAGCAGUCCACCUUAGUCCUCGAGUGGAGUCCCCCGGUGGACUUGGGGGGGCGCAGCGACAUCUCCUAUAACCUCCUGUGCCUUCACUGCUCCUCCUCCUCCUCCUCCUCCUCCUCUCAGUGCACACCCUGCGGCCAUGGGGUGAGCUUCGUGCCCCAGCAGAGGGGCUUGGUGGGCAGGACAGCCACCCUCAUGAACUUGCUGCCCCAGGCAAACUACACCAUCCGCGUGGAGGCUGUCAAUGGCGUCUCAGGCUUGGGUAGCUCAUCUGAGCAGCCAUACGCAGAAAUGACCAUCUUUACCGGGGUGACAGCCCAGAGGCUCGUCACUGACAUCCGCGCUGAGAGAAUUGAGCAGAAGAGCAUCUCCUUGUCCUGGCAGGAGGCCAGUGCCCUGAGCACCAAUGACACAGAAUAUGACAUUAGCUUCUAUGAAAAGGGUCAGAAAGAGCAGAGCUACUCAUCCCUGAAGACCACCUUCCCAGCCGUGAGAGUGGACAACCUGAAGCCCAGCACACUCUAUGUCUUCCAAGUCCAGAAGACAUCUUCCGCUUUCCAGGACCACAGGAACUGCAGCCACAGCAUUGAGGUGGAAACGCUGGGGGAGACCACUGCUGUCGCCUUCCAUGAGCAGAGCCCCAUAGUCCUUGUGGUCAUUGUGGCGAUUGCUGGGCUGAUUGUGUUGGUCUCUGUGAUCCUGGGCAUUCUGACCUGGAGGAGGCAGUGUGACUACGGCAAGGCCUACCGGGAUGGAGAGGAGGAGCUGUACUUCCACUUCAAGAUACCAACCCGGAGGAUGUAUGUUGACCCCAAGACCUGUGAAGACCCCCUGCAGGCUGUCUCUCUUUUUGCCAAGGAACUAGAUAGCUCCAGCAUCAAAAUGGAAAAGCUGCUUGGGACAGGAGAAUUUGGAGACAUCUGCCAGGGGUGCCUGAAGCUCCCCAGUAAGCGGGAGCUGCCUGUGGCCAUCUGGAUCCUGCAAGCCAGCUGCUCCGAAAAGCAGGUCCACACCUUCCUCACUGAGGCCAGUACCAUGGGCCAGUUUGACCACUCCAACAUUGUCCGCCUGGAGGGAGUUGUUACCAGAGGGAACCCGAUGAUGACUGUGAUGGAGUACAUGGAGAAUGGGGUGCUGGACUCCUUUCUGCGGCGGCAUGAGGGGCAGCUCAUGGCUUCCCAGCUGAUUGGCAUGCUGCAGGGGAUUGCCUCUGGGAUGAAAUACCUGACCGAGAUGGGCUACAUCCACAAGAAACUGGCAGCACAUAAUGUCCUGGUGAAUGGGGAGCUGGUCUGCAAAAUCUCUGGCUUCAGAGUAGGCCAGGAGGAGAAGAUGGAGACGGUUUUCAGCACGCUGGGUGGAAAAAGCUUGGUGCUGUGGUUGGCCCCUGAAGCAUCCCAGUACCACCGUUUCAGUUCAGCCAGUGACAUGUGGAGCUUUGGCAUUGUCAUGUGGGAGGUGAUGUCCUAUGGAGAGAGGCCUUACUGGGACAUGUCGAACCAGGAUGUAAUAACAGCCAUUGAAGAUGGCUUCCGGCUUCCUGCUCCUGCAAACUGCCCACCGGCUCUGCACCAGCUGAUGCUAGAUUGCUGGCAGAAGGACUGUAAUGAGAGGCCAAAAUUCUCCCAGGUCCACAGCACACUGGGCAACAUGCUUCAGGCCCCAGAGCUCUCAAGAAACAGCAUCUUCACCUAUGCCAGCUCCUCCCUCCCUCCCUCCGACUGCCCUUUCUCUUACUUCCCGUACUUCAGCUCCGUUGGGGAGUGGCUGGAAGCGAUUGAGAUGAGCAGGUAUAAGGAUAGCUUUGUGGCUGCUGGCUAUUGCUACCUGGAUUCAGUGGCCAGGAUGACAGUACAAGAUGUUCUGAGCUUGGGGAUCACCUCUGUGGCACACCAAAAGACCCUCCUAAGUGGGAUCCAAGCGCUCCGGGCUCAAGUGAUCCAGAUGCAUGGCCACGGAGUGCAGGUGUGAAAGCAGGGCAGUGGUGUGUUUCUGCAGAACCAACCUGAGCUGCCCACUGGCUCUGGUGAGGCUACGUCUCUGAGACUUUACCUGAGAGCAGAGGAUGUUGGCAGCUACGUCCCGGAGACGCAGGAAGGUGGUGGGAACCAACUGCCCCCUUCCAUGGGAGGCCCAGAGCAACCUCUCUGCAGCAGCUGAAGAGCUGGUCUCUUUCUUCCCCAUCUACCCCAAUGGCACCUUGGAGGGGAGACUGAGCAGGAGGAUCUGCUGGUGACCCUUAAGCUCCCUGAGAGUCUGAACUCAGAGCAAUGCAUCUUCCAAGAAGCUGCCAAUUAUUGAAAUUUCCUCAAUGGGCGGUAGAGUGACUGUUUCUCCAGUGAGCCUCCUUUCCCAGCCUCCUUCCAUCACUUCUUGGGCAGACGGGAAGACUGCACACUCCACCUCUACCUGGAAUGAAGGCUACUUGCGCAAGAGCAGGAAGAUGCACAACUGGGAACAGGUUUAUUGCAAGAGUAUGGACU
Lacerta agilis (Sand lizard) is the source of this 3514-nucleotide messenger RNA. RefSeq names its product EPH receptor A10 (gene EPHA10). Lineage: Eukaryota; Metazoa; Chordata; Lepidosauria; Squamata; Lacertidae. Bases 45 to 3002 code for a protein of 985 amino acids. Gene Ontology annotation, cellular component: plasma membrane; neuron projection. The transcript has 17 exons. Gene Ontology annotation, molecular function: ATP binding; protein binding; transmembrane-ephrin receptor activity. Gene Ontology annotation, biological process: axon guidance; protein phosphorylation; cell surface receptor protein tyrosine kinase signaling pathway. The record is from RefSeq and is a predicted model, not a curated record.